UGCAUUAUUCUUUGUGGGUGCAUGUGGUGGACGACAAACAUAGGACAACUUCGUGUGUUUUCUCAAACUUCCCGUGCAGGUGCAGACAAGAAACGUCAUUGGGAAUACCUUAAGUCAAUCAAACACCUUCCUAAAAUAGAACUUAGAAAUCAAGAUAAUAAAACGACUUUAAUUAACAGACGACGUGCCUGGACUCUGGAGUGAGGAGACACGGACGUCUGUACGAAAAGGCCAAGAAGAAGAAGGUGAUUAAGACCAGUCAACGACUUCAAGUUCACAGGGUUCAUUCAGUACACUAGCGAGGGUACGCUGUCAGGUUUAAAACCUGACCUUACCUAGACCUUACAGUAAACACUGAGCAAUGAUCAACACGUCCUUUGCAUCUAUGAAUGUCUAUGUGCUCGUAUGUAUAUAAACAAACCUUUCCAGCAUGUCUGAGAUCAUUGCACCAAUCCUCAACCUUAACCUCAACGAGGAGGUACACAACUCAGAAGAUGACGAAGAAAUGCAUCUGGUCUCGUUGGUGGAUGAUUACCUUCUGGGUGGGGAGUUGCAACCUCCCUCUAAGCAGGAGGAGUUGAAGACGAAGAGAACGCCCCCGCUGAGGAAGAAGUGGAAGCAUGCCAUCAAGAAGGCGCAAUCUGUGGAAGAUCCCUGGCUGGAGUUCCAUCUUGAGAACUACCUGACUGAGACCGCAGUUCGUCAUCGGUACAGCGCUGGUACAAACAAGUGGGUGAUUGAUAACGUCAAAGUCAAGAUGGCAAAAGAGUCCUUUGCUCGUGGAGCCAUGCGAGAAUGUUUCCGUUUGAAGAAGAUGUCUCACUACGGCAAACAUCGCACUGACUGGAAACAUGCUCCUAACUUCGUUGUCAAGUCUUACAUGGAGACGGUGGAUCGUGAGAUCUAUUUCCAAGAUGUCCGCCUGCAGAUGGAUGCCAAGAUAUGGGGAGAGGAAUUCAGCAGACACAAUCCUCCCAAAAAGGUUGAUAUAGUCCAGAUGUGUGUAUUGGAGUUUAAGGAUCGCCCGGGGGCUCCUGUCUUCCAUCUUGAGAACUUCAUUGAAGGACAUUAUAUCAAAUACAACUCCAACUCUGGCUAUGUGAGUGACGAGAAAACCAGACUGACACCACAGGCUUUCAGUCACUUCACUUUUGAGAGGUCUGGGCAUAAGUUGAUCGUUGUUGACAUUCAAGGUGUUGGAGACUUGUACACAGAUCCGCAGAUCCACACAGCUACUGGCACAGAGUACAAUGAAGGCAAUCUCGGGACUCGUGGCAUGGCACUGUUCUUUUCUUCACACGCCUGUAAUGAGAUCUGCCAUGGGCUCAGUCUCACUCCGUUUGACCUUCAUCCCAGUGAGAUAGCUGAUCAUGAGAGUCUGGUUAUCAGACAGCGGAGAUCUUCUACACACGUGCGAGGAACCGAGAACAACGUCUUACGUCCUCGUCACCGCCCAUCCAUCUCUCCCUUGGACGUGACCAAGUAUGUCAUCUUGGAGAGGUCAAUCUCUGAGUGUUCUGCCGAGUCCUUAUCACCAGAUAUUACUCCUUCGGUGUCUUACGAGAUCGCAUCGUCUCCUGAAGAUGUCAGCAUGUCACCUAAGGAUAAUAUGUUUCUGAGAGAUCACUUCUUUCCGUCGCGUCGUCGUCGCUACGACUCUGAAGGGGAUUCAUCGAGGAUUCGGAGUGAGUCGGAUAGCGAUACUAUGACCAGGGAGACAGGGUCUUCAACCAAAGAAGAGGAACGGCAGGCCAUGAUGAGAAAUAAGACGCACAAGGCAUCCUCAGUGAAUAUUGAAGUAGCUAUGAGGGAGAGAUUGGACAUGAAAAGAAAGAUGGGAGGAUCGGUACUGGGACAGGUGCAUUUGGAUCUUGCCAAGUACCACGAUAUCGGCCGCUUCGUUGAAAACCCUGAUGAUCAUAACACGAGGGCAGCCUUUUAUCAUCUGGAGCAGGCGUCUCAUUGCGGAACCAUGGAGGCCAUCUUGGCACUGGCUAAGAUUUAUCUCAACUUGCCUCAUGCAGUUCUUGAGAAUGUCACCAUGGAUCAGGAAAAUGAAGAGAAUGUUAACGACGGAUUGGAUUUAAUGGAGCAGGCAGCUGAGGCUGGUGAUAGAGCAGCUAUGAUUUACUUGGCCAAUGCUUUUCAGACAGGAUUGAACCUUGGAACUAACAGGGAGAUAAUGUGGACUGAGGCUAUACAUUGGAGUCAGUCGGCUAUUUCAAUGUCCAAUGAGGAUGAAGACGGAGAAUUUGACUGCCUGAAUGAGGAUCCCAACUACAUGCUGUUGGUCAAACAAGCUGAUAUGUAUAGGACGGGGGGACAUGGAUUGGACAAGAACUCCCAGAAAGCGGGCGAUUUGUACAAUGAGGCGGCCGAAGCAGCCAUGGAGGCUCUGAAAGGUAGACUAGCCAACAAGUACUACAUGCUUGCUGAGGAGUGCUAUGGAGAAAUGGAAGAAGAUGAGGAAGAAGAUGACUCAGCAUAAAUUACGCACUCUCAGUAAAAGGUAGACUAGCCAACAAGUACUUUAUGCUUGCUUAGGAAUGCUAUGGAGAAAUGGAAGAAGAACAUGACUCAGCGAAAGUCAAAAGUAGACUAGCCAACAAGUACUUAAUGCAUGUUGAGGAGUGUUAUACUUGUUUCAUGGUAUACAACAUGUACAAAGCAAACUUAAGCAAUCAAAGUUUUACAGGGAUUAAACUAUGGUGUGGUCAUUUGGGUCAGACCAAAUCAUUUGAUGAACAAAAACAAGAACAUUUUGCUUAUACGAAACAGGUUACUUAUUAAGACGUCACAUUCUCAUUUGCAUUCCACGUGUAACGCUCCCUCCAUGCCAAAAUAGACACUUCUGAUGGUAUCACGAGCCCAAACAGUGCCCUAACUGAGGUCAGUGAAGACCUACAUUAUACCAUUGGCUGGGAGUUGUGCGCUAUUUAUAUUGACUAGAGCACUAACUUGCUCUGCGUUUUGAAGCCACCCUGGGCGCAGACAUGUUUGAUGUGUUGUUUGAAUUCAGAAUUUUAAGAGAACACGCAUUGUCCCGAUUUCUUUACAUUCAGCGUGUGCGCUUACGUACCCGACUGUCCGCUCGCGUACGUCCGCUCUACGAAAACCGUAACUUCGACUUGAUUGCGAUACUAAAAAAAUAUACGCGCCUUCUAAACAUGACGCACAUGAUGCUCGCAGUUUGUACGCUGAUCAGCAGAUUGUGCGUUCACAUUUGCUGUAAUUUUUU
This is a messenger RNA of Asterias rubens (European starfish), 3238 nucleotides long. Its product is annotated as eukaryotic elongation factor 2 kinase-like. Bases 431 to 2488 code for a protein of 685 amino acids. The transcript has 14 exons. NCBI's taxonomy places the organism in Eukaryota, Metazoa, Echinodermata, Asteroidea, Forcipulatida, Asteriidae. The record is from RefSeq and is a predicted model, not a curated record. Gene Ontology annotation, biological process: protein phosphorylation. Gene Ontology annotation, molecular function: calmodulin binding; ATP binding; calcium ion binding.